Molecule: messenger RNA, 1216 nt
Organism: Cannabis sativa
Lineage: Eukaryota; Viridiplantae; Streptophyta; Magnoliopsida; Rosales; Cannabaceae
Exons: 1
Coding region: 264-1016 (250 amino acids)
Source: RefSeq, a predicted model, not a curated record
GUAAGAAUUAUUAUGCUCAUAAUAUUAUUUGUCAAAUUGAUAUUUUACAAUUUCUCUACAUUCAUAACUCCAAGUCGGUUCUAGGAAGAAAGAAAAUAUUGGUUUGGACAGAAGAAAAUAAUAAAUCCAAAAUUAGUGAAGAACAAGAAAAACAUAAACCCUAAUUAUGCAUUUCAGGGUUGGAAUUUUCAAUUCAAUUACCUUCACCCAAAUCCAACAACUGUGAUAUUUCAAUACAGUCUUUGAAUAUUCGAUCGGGGAAGAUGAAGAACGAGGAGGAGGAAGGUAAAGAAAGGAAGGAAAAUCCAUGGCCGUCUUCGUCGUCAUCCCCAAACAAGCCGUACGAGGAAAAAGAGGGCAUGAAGCUUUGGGGAGUUUUACUCUUCGGAUUAGUUGGCGCCACAGCCACCACGUUCGCUGUCGGUCAAUUGCGAAGAACUGUUGAUUGGGUUUACUCUCAGUUGAUGAACAGAUCAUCGCAAUCAUGGAAAGGAGGAGGAGGAGGCAAAUCAUUCCGAUCAUCUUUUCAAGAAGAAGCUUGGAAAAAAUACAAUCGUAGAAUGAGAGAGGAGUACGAAGAAGAAAUGGAGAGAGUGGAAAGGAUAAGGCGUAUGCAGAAUGUGUUCAAUCGAGAGAGGAAUAAAUACAGAAGGGGAUACGAGAGUUGGAGGGAAAAUGAUUCUAGUUCUUAUCAUCAAAGUUUCCAGAGAGAUGAUUGGUACUGGAAAAAGUCUGAUACUUCCUCCUCAUCAUCAUCCAGAGCUAGGGCUAAUAAUUACAGGGAAGCUCCAAAUGUUAAUGUUAGCUACUCAUUAUCACAUCAUUACUCGGUGUUGGGUCUUGAUAGGUUCAGAGCAAAGCCUUACACAGAAGCUGAGAUCAAGACUGCAUUUAGGAGCAAAGCAAAGCAAUUUCAUCCAGAUCAAAAUCAACACAAUAAAGAUGCUGCUGAGGCCAAGUUUAAGGAGGUAAUGACUUCUUAUGAAGCCAUAAAGAACGAGAGAAAAACCAUGUAGUUUUUGUAUAUUCAUUUUGAUGCAUAUUGAGGCUAUAUUUCUUAGUUACAUAAUAGUACCAGAGUAACAUACAAUAAGGGUGGGUUCAAUAGAAAUUUUGAAUCAAAUAUUCUCAAUUUAUUUAUCUUUGGGGAACAGUGUUCACCAGAAUCACACACUGUACUUUUUCUUCUUCAUCAAUAUUUUUUAUUGCUUACUAA